AUGGUUCUGUACUUCAAGGCACGGCCAGAUGUGGGCGAUUACACCAUUUUCAUGGGAUUCGACAAGUUCGAGAACGAGGAACUCAUCAAAUACGGCUUCCCGGAAGACGUUUGGUUUCAUGUGGACAAAAUGUCUUCAGCCCAUGUUUAUGUAAGGCUGCAUAAGGGUCAGACUUUCGACAAUAUAAGUGAAGGGUUACUAGAGGAUUGUUGCCAGCUUGUCAAAGCAAAUUCAAUUCAAGGCAACAAGGUUAACAACAUUGAUGUUGUCUACACUCCCUGGUCAAACUUGAAGAAGACCGCUACAAUGGAUGUUGGUCAAGUUGGCUUUCACAAUUCAAAGAUGGUUCGUACAGUGAAAGUGGAGAAGCGGAUUAAUGAGGUGAUCAACAGACUGAACAAAACAAAAGUAGAAAGAACGCCUGAUUUGAGAGCGGAGAGGGAAGCCGUAAAUGCGGCAGAAAGGGCUGAGAGGAAGCUUCAACUCAGAGAUAAAAAACGAAGGGAGGAGAUGGAUAGGAUGGAAAAGGAGAGGCAGGCAGAGGUGAGGAGCUACAAGGGAUUGAUGGUGGCGGAGAAGAUGACAUCCAACAAGCAGAUUGCAUCAGAGAGCAAGUCUCUGCAGGAGAUGGAAGAAGAUUUCAUGUGA
Molecule: messenger RNA, 648 nt
Organism: Linum trigynum
Lineage: Eukaryota; Viridiplantae; Streptophyta; Magnoliopsida; Malpighiales; Linaceae
Source: the annotation of a GenBank genome assembly